AUGGCAACAGCAUCUUUAAUCAUGUUAAUUAAUCUAUCGUUUGGCAUCGGAACCACUCUAUAUUUACUCAAACUUAGAAAUUCUUCUCCACCAUCAGCAACUUUUUCCAAAGUACACACCUAUAUCAUUCAAUCGAUUUCAAUGAUGUAUCGUUGGUGUUUAGUUGCAGCAAGUUUUGAUCGAUAUGCUAUUACAUCAACUGAUUUAUGUUUAAGAAGUUUCGCACGAAUGAAUAUAGCUCGUCGUACUAUUGCUGUAAUCAUAGUUGCCUGGAUUGUGUUUCCUAUGCAUAAUCUUAUCUAUAAUACGGCCAAUAUGAAUUCAAAUAAUUUUACAUACAAUACUGCACUAUUAUACUAUCAUAGUAGUUUUACAGUUGUUGCUGGAUGUAUUCUACCAGCUUCAAUCAUGAUUAUCUGUGCAUUUUUAACAUACCAUAAUCUUGUUCUUAAACGAAAACGUCGUCAAAAUAUGGUGACUCCUCAUGCACGCAACAAUAGUGAUGUCAAAUUACUCGAACGAAAGCGUGAUCGUCAAGUUUUACUAAUAUUAAUUGUUCAAGUCGUUGUCUUUGUCAUAACGAUUAUUCCCUUGACGGUCUCUCACUUUUACAAUGCUGUUGCACUCAAUAUCAGAAACAAAUCAAUCGAACGAAUAACAAUAGAAAGAUUUGCUGCUUAUUGGGCAUCACUGAGCGUUUAUUUGUUUCCUACUUUAUCAUUUUAUUUAUAUACAAUGACUUCUAGUAUUUUUCGUGAUGAACUAAAGAAAUUAGUACGACUUAUAUUACGAUGUGGUUGCAUACGUCGGAGUGUACGUAUUGCACCAGCUGCAAAUCAAACGCAAAAUCGAGCAGCAACUAAACAUUGA
Rotaria socialis is the source of this 870-nucleotide messenger RNA. Lineage: Eukaryota; Metazoa; Rotifera; Eurotatoria; Philodinida; Philodinidae. The record is from the annotation of a GenBank genome assembly.